Molecule: messenger RNA, 1240 nt
Organism: Polychytrium aggregatum
Lineage: Eukaryota; Fungi; Chytridiomycota; Chytridiomycetes; Polychytriales
Exons: 10
Coding region: 43-1149 (368 amino acids)
Biological process (GO): mRNA splicing, via spliceosome
Cellular component (GO): U2 snRNP; U2-type spliceosomal complex
Molecular function (GO): RNA binding
Source: RefSeq, a predicted model, not a curated record
CACCCCGGCGAUAAGACAUCUCGCCGAAAGCCGACCGCCCAGAUGGAAGAGCCGCCGCAGCCUGCACCCAAGAAAGACUGGUCGCAUCUCCCGACCGCCAGCUUCAACGUCGAGACAGGCACAUGGUCCAAGCUCAAUGACGAUGGCGUCCGCUACGAAUGGGACGACGACAAGCAGGCCUGGUUCCCAAUGUGGGACGAAACUCUGAUCCAGUCACAGCAGUCGGCAUACAAGAUCGAUGGCGUCGAGGAAGAGGAACCUGCCGCCCGGCCCCGCGACAAGCGCAAAGUGGUGUAUACCGGACUCGACCAAGGCGACGACAGCCAACACCAGAAAAAGCCAAAGCCAGAGGCAAAGAAGCCACCAAACACAUCCAUCUACGUCACCGGGCUGCCUCCCGACACCACCGUCGACGAAAUGAAGGACUCGUUUGGCAAAUACGGCAUCAUCAUGGAAGAUCUGCUCACGGGCCAGCCGCGGAUCAAGCUCUACAAGGACCAAAACGGCAACCUCAAGGGCGACGCCUUGGUCACAUAUUUCAAGGAGGAGAGUGUCGCCCUGGCCUGCAAUCUGAUGGAUGAGGCCGAGUUUCGGUUUGGGGAGGCGUCCAAGAUUCGGGUCCAGCCGGCUGUGUUUGAGGCGAAAGAAAAGCAGCCGCUGACAGAGGAGCAGAAGGCUGCAGCCGAGAAGAAACGACUUGAUAAGCAGCGGGCCAAGAAGCAAAUGCAAAAGCUCGAAAAGCGCCUGGAUUGGUUCGACGACGAGGUCGGCAAGAAAACAGAAAAGCUUGCCAAGACCAUCAUUCUGAAGCACAUGUUUACCCCGAAGGAGAUUGAGGACGACCCGACCCUCCUGCUUGAUCUGAAGGACGAUGUCCGCGACGAGUGCACGCUGCUGGGCGAAGUUACCAAUGUGGUCCUCUACGAUAAAAGCGAGGAUGGCGCCAUGAGCGUCCGUUUCAAGGAUGCAGAAAGCGCCGAGCUGUGCGUUGCACGUAUGAAUGGCCGGUUCUUUGCCGGGCGCCGCAUCGAAGCCUACCACUUUGACGGCAAGGAAAAGUUUGAAAAGUCCAAAACCAAGGGCGAGAGUGAGGAGGAAGAGAAGCAGCGAAUCGAGGCAUACGAGAAGUGGCUUGAGGACCAGCACUGAGCAGCGCCGAGCAGCGCCGAGCAGCGCCGAGCACUGCAGGACAUGUCCGCGGGCCCAGCAUCGUGGUCCCGCCCUGCCCAUGUGCAAGAAC